AUGCCAGUUCCCAUUUGGUUGCCGUAUAUCUAUUGGCAAGAAAAUGAUAGAGACUUUAUCAUUGCUUUAGUAUUUUCGGUUACGGGAAUCGCUACGCUGACAAUACCUUGUGCAUUUACACCAAUUAUUGUGUGGUACCUUCUCUACGCAACUUCACUGAUGAUAGAAGUAUUGGGUCAAAGGCUACAAAGCUUGGGGAACAUUAAAAGAAUUGAGAAGAGCUUCUCCAGCGUGUUUUUCCUUCAAAUAACGUCGAGCGCUAUUUGCUUGUGUAGCAUUGCUUAUUUGAUGGCUGCGACAUCUGAAAAUUUCAACGAUACGGCCAUGUACCUUUCACUUGGAGGCAUUUACACAUUAGACAUAUUUGUGCUGAUAUACUUUGCAAAUGAAAUUUCUCUUAAAAGUGACCGGCUUUCGGGCUGCAUCUAUGAGUCGAACUGGACAUGCAUGCCGUUGAUGUUCCGAAAAUUUAUCGUGAUUAUUGGCGAAAAAUGGAAGAAACCCAAACAGCUGGUUGAAAAUGCACUCGGUAUCACUGUAGUUCCGCAACCCUGA
Messenger RNA from Bradysia coprophila, 555 nucleotides. RefSeq names its product odorant receptor 94a-like. The record is from RefSeq and is a predicted model, not a curated record. Gene Ontology annotation, cellular component: plasma membrane. Gene Ontology annotation, molecular function: odorant binding; olfactory receptor activity. NCBI's taxonomy places the organism in Eukaryota, Metazoa, Arthropoda, Insecta, Diptera, Sciaridae. Gene Ontology annotation, biological process: sensory perception of smell; detection of chemical stimulus involved in sensory perception of smell.